AAGAAGAAGCACGCAGUUAACAAAAGUUUCGCGAUUUUUUGUAAUAAAAUUGUACAUUUUCCGUUAGUUUCUGUUUGUUCGUCGUUCCAAAGUGCUUUGAAAUUUGAACCAUUAGAACAAAAAUAACAUGCCUCUCACGGAACGUGAGAAGACGAUCGCUACGACGGCAAUCAUCGCAUCCGUCGGAGCUGGUGCUCUAUACUUGCUAUUUAACAGACGCAAAAUAGUCCGUCGCUUUACCGAUCCGCUCUACAAUCAAUCGGUCCGGAUUGUGUCCAAUCCGGAGGAUUGCCAGAAGGUUAUCGGAUUACUGCGGGACCACUGUCGAGAAUUCCGGGUGCUUGGUUUCGACUGUGAGUGGGUCAACGAACAGGGAAACCGCCACCCGGUGGCACUACUCCAAUUGGCAUCGCACCGUGGCCUGUGCGCAUUGAUAAGGUUGUAUGAAAUGAAACGGAUUCCCCAGGAGUUGAGUGAUUUGUUGAACGAUCCCGCCAUCAUUAAGGUCGGCGUUGGACCGCUUGAGGAUGCCAAGCUUUUGAGAAAUGAUUACAACCUAAAGGUGGAAAGUACGCUGGACUUACGUCAUCUGGCGGAACGAUGUGGCCUCCCGGGACCGUAUGGGAUGGGGAAGCUUGCCGAGAGAACAUUGGGCGUCAAAUUGGACAAACACUGGCGCAUACGGGCUUCAAAUUGGGAGAAUGAUCAGCUGACAGAACGACAGGUAGCGUACGCUGCCAGCGAUGCGCAUGUGGCCAUAGAAAUGUUCCGGAAGUUUGCCAAACAGGCGGUACCGCGGGCUUUCUAUACCAGACAGAAAACCUGGCUAAAGACCGCCAUAGACGAACUGGAAUGCUUCUUUGAUCUGCGGUUCCACGAUAAACAGAGCAAUUCUAAUCCAAAAAAAGGCAGGAAGAAGUUACUGGGUGUGUCAAGUAAGACCUCAAUCGAAAUCAAACGCUCGAUGGCCACCCGAGCGAAACCACUGUACGACAACUGCCUGAUGCAGGCACCGGAUGGGGAACUCCUGUGCACUUGCGAUCGUAAGAAAGCCGAAUGGUACGUUAUCAAGGAACUGGCCGAGAUCGUGACCGAUCAACCGACAUAUACGAUUCGGUUGAAGUUUGAGCCGAAAGGACGCGCCGUUGGCGAUGUUGGCAAGUACUAUCAGAUUGCCAAGGAGAACAAAUGCGUCGUUUGUGGGGCGAAUGAUUCCUAUAUUCGGAAGAACGUCGUUCCUCGCGAUUACCGGAAGCACUUUCCCUUGGUUAUGAAAGAGCACAUCUCGCACGAUGUCCUGCUGCUGUGUGCUCCCUGUCACCGAACCAGCAAUAUGCACGACGAAAACAUGCGCCUCAGUUUGGUGUCCAAGUGCACUGCUCCCUACAAUGCCCAGGAAAACCCCAAGGAAAUCUGCGUGCAAAAUAUGUCCGAUUUGAAGAAAGCCGCCAGAGCUUUGGUGCACUGCUCCCAUAAGAUCCCGGAGGAGCGCCAAAAGGGUCUACGAAAGAAGAUUCAAAAACUGCUCCCGAAGGGCACCGAACUGACUGCCGAAUUGUUGGACCACUACGCCAACAUCAACGUGACCAUCCCGAACGAUGAUUACUUUGCACACGGGGAAAAAGUGGUCGAGUAUUUCAAACAAGCUGCCGGCGGACUGAGUGAGCUGGAAAAGAUGUGGCGAGAGCACUUUCUGCAAACGAUGAAGCCCAAAUGUCUGCCGGAGCUGUGGUCGGUGGAGCAUAAUUACAAGAGGUUGGAAAUCCGUGCCGACGAGGGUCGUGUCGAUGAGCAGGAUCUUCUUAUAGCUGGUGUUCCGAUCCCAUUCAACAGGAAUGCAUCAUCGGAAAACAGCAGUGGAAGCAAUGGAGCUAGCGACCCUUACAGCUACAGUUACAGUCAGGAGGUCUCCGUAUCGUCAUCCAUCAUAAUCGAGCAAACAGGCCGCGAAAGUGACGACUUCGAAAACGACAACGACAGUACGACAAAAGAUGUGUCGUCCUACCGGGACGAAGAAGCGGCCAUCGAUCUAGCUAGCCAAUCCAACGAGGAAACGGCAUUCUACUCCGAUCGCGAUGAAUCGGAAACAUUGUUCGGUUCGGUUGGCGUUGCGUCCGAAACCACCCUCGGUAAGACGUUCCAAACGAUUCAAACCAACGGUCAACCACCGUCGGCGAAGAUGGCCUCGGAUGAUGGAGACGACGAAAGUGAAAUGGCCACGAUCAACGACUUUGCUUCGAUCGAAACGCACAGCUAUGACUCGGACGAUUCAGAUUCGACCCUAUCGCAGCCCUCGAUGACGCUGCUCAACUCGACCGACGACUGGGAAGCUGAAGCUAACGAGCCAAGCGUGAAUGGGAAUGUGCUGAUCACGCCGGGUACCUCAUCCAAAGGUAAGUUUUAACCAGAACAUUAUGGUGUGCAUUUAUCUUAAUUG
Messenger RNA from Ochlerotatus camptorhynchus, 2437 nucleotides. It is a transcript of the gene Exd2, whose product is annotated as Exonuclease 3'-5' domain-containing 2. Gene Ontology annotation, biological process: nucleobase-containing compound metabolic process. Gene Ontology annotation, molecular function: nucleic acid binding; 3'-5' exonuclease activity. The record is from RefSeq and is a predicted model, not a curated record. Gene Ontology annotation, cellular component: cytoplasm; nucleus. Bases 128 to 2404 code for a protein of 758 amino acids. NCBI's taxonomy places the organism in Eukaryota, Metazoa, Arthropoda, Insecta, Diptera, Culicidae. The transcript is spliced from 4 exons.